AUCCUCAUGUCCGAACAGCAAAAGAUCCUCGCGGAUCUGACGGCCACGAUCAAACACCAGAUCCACUUGAUGGAGCAGAGUCUCGGCAAGCGACACCAGCUCAUGGACGCACUCAAGCACGCUGCCAACUUCCUUAACGAGCUCCGCACAUCACUGCUCACACCAAAGCAAUACUAUGAAUUGUACAUCCUCGUAUACGAUGCAUUGGAGAGCCUCGCGACGCAUCUCCGCAGCCUCCACCCGCACCACCACCUCUCGGACUUGUACGAGUUGGUGCAGUACGCGGGCAACUUGGUGCCACGGCUAUACUUGAUGCUUACUGUGGGCACGGUGUACAUGGCGCUCGACGACGCACCAAAGGCUGAGGUCAUGCGCGACAUGUUGGAGAUGUGCCGUGGCGUACAGCACCCAAUCCGCGGCUUGUUUUUGCGUUAUUAUCUCAUGCAGCGUACGAAGGGCUUGAUUGACCAGGCUGACUCCGCCGACGCCAUCCUGUUCAUUAUCACAAACUUUAUUGAGAUGAACAAGUUGUGGGUCCGCUUGCAGCACCAGGGCCAUUCGUCACAGAGGUCGUUGCGCACGCUCGAGAGACAGCAGCUCCAGAUCUUGGUGGGGUCGAACUUAGUCAGGUUAUCUCAGUUAGAAGGAGUAGAUGUGGAGGUGUAUAAAGAGCAGAUCUUACCAGCGGUGAUGGAGCAGAUUGUGCAGUGUCGGGAUGUGUUGGCACAGGAGUACUUGGUGGAUGUGAUUAUCCAGAUUUUUCCGGACCAAUGGCACUUGGCGACGAUGGACUACUUUUUGGAUCGGGUGUUGGAAUUGAACGAGGGGGUGGGGUAUUACAAGUUUUGGGUGGGGAUGGUUGACAGGUUGGAGGACUUGAUAAAAAAUCCAGCUGAGGAAGACUUGGCAAAAGAUCCAGUUAAGGCUGAAUCUUCUACUGGAUCUUUCUCAUCUGACUUAUUCCUCUCCCUCUUCAACCACUACACCCAGCUCUCCCUCACCACCUCUCUCUCUCCCACCGAAUCCUCCAAAAUUCUCUCGUCUCUCUGCAAACUCUGCAUCGCCAUGUACCCCGCGAAUUACGGCUUUGUCGACCAGAUUCUCCAGACAGCCUUGGAAAUCGAGGCGAACGCAGCGGACGACGAAUGGCUGGCAUUACUCCUCACCCCAGUCGUCAACUACACUGACAUUCUCACGCUCUUGCACUUGAAAAACUUCAAUGCAUUGUUGGGCCAGCAGAAUGAAAAGUUGCAGAGACGGAUCAUUGGUGAGAUCCUUGACAAGUUGCUUGCCACUUCCAAGACCGGUCUUUCCACCGGCAUCAGCGACGUUGGUGAUGUGUUGGGGAUCUGUGAGUACUUCAAAAUUGUCGUAAGCAACAACUUCGGCCCCAAUAAGGUCAGUGGCGUGGAUGUCACCGCCAAGGCCUUGGGAAAGGCCCCUGAGGUUUCCCUUUUGCACGAAAAGUUUGCAAAGAUCUUUCACUUGUUCCACGCUCCAAACCCGCUUGACACCUUGAAAAUCUACAAGGCUAUCGACCGCAGCUUAUGUAGCGUCGACAGCGCCGCCACGAUGCCGCCUCCGCAGCAACGCGCGGUCAAUGCGAGCAUCAAGUUGCAGAUUUAUCCGACAUUGAUCCAGCAGACCCUCAGCCUCACGCGGCGGUUCCGCGCGGUUCCCGCAAACGAAGCCACUCUUGUCGACAUCUUCAAACUCGUUGGCACGCUUCUGAGCGAACUACUCUCUGUUUCCGACUCCAACGUCUACCCCGAGAUGUGUCUCAAGUUGUACCUCAGCGGUGCGCUCAUCGCGAACCACUUGGCUUACAAGUUCAAGCUCGCAAGGUCUGACGGGGCGGUCGAUACGUUGUGCGAAAUCUCGUACGACUUCUUUGUCCAGUCGUUCCUCAUCUACGAAGAAUACAUUUCGGACUCGCGCACCCAGUACCAGUGUUUGGUGAUGAUCAUCAGCAAGCUCACUCGGUUGCUGAUCCUCACAGAGACGUUCAAGGCCAGCUACGAAACGUUGAUCACCAAAACCACGUUGUAUGGGUCUAAGCUCUUGAAGAAAACCGACCAGUGUCGUGCGGUGUAUCUCGCGAGCCAUCUCUGGUGGGGUACCCUUCCGGAGGAGGCAGACGAAACUUUGGCGGUCAAUGAUGGAAAGCGUGUACUCGAGUGCUUGCAGCGGUCGUUGCGCGUGGCUGACUCUGUCUUUUCCACCUCCACGUCGUUCAACGCCGCAAAUUUGGUUUCUCUCGAGUUGUUUGUGGAAAUCUUGAACCAGUGUCUAUACUACUUCAUCCAUGGAAACGAAUCUAUCAACGUGCGGUACAUCAACGGGUUGGUGGAGUUGAUCCAGACGAAUCUUACUAACUUGGAGAAUGAGCUAGAGGCCGGUAGCGCCGACGCCGAAGAAGCCGCCACCACCGCGUUUGCCGCCACCACGCGGCACUUCAAGCGGACUUUGACGUACAUCGAAGGCCAGAAGGAGAUUGAUGAGCGGUUCCAGAUGUUGAACACCAGGGUUUGA
Molecule: messenger RNA, 2532 nt
Organism: Babjeviella inositovora NRRL Y-12698
Lineage: Eukaryota; Fungi; Ascomycota; Pichiomycetes; Serinales
Gene: VPS35
Product: retromer subunit
Exons: 2
Biological process (GO): retrograde transport, endosome to Golgi; intracellular protein transport
Cellular component (GO): retromer complex; retromer, cargo-selective complex; late endosome
Source: RefSeq, a predicted model, not a curated record